Molecule: messenger RNA, 4745 nt
Organism: Cynoglossus semilaevis (tongue sole)
Lineage: Eukaryota; Metazoa; Chordata; Actinopteri; Pleuronectiformes; Cynoglossidae
Gene: traip
Product: TRAF-interacting protein
Exons: 16
Coding region: 238-1581 (447 amino acids)
Biological process (GO): replication fork processing; protein ubiquitination
Cellular component (GO): site of DNA damage; nucleus
Molecular function (GO): ubiquitin protein ligase activity
Source: RefSeq, a predicted model, not a curated record
ACGAGAGUGAGUGACGUAUUAUUUCAGCGCCAGGGGCGGGGCCUGUUUUGAACGUAAGGCGGGGAUACCUAAUGACGUGUUUAUGUAAGCUAACAAGUUUAUGUCUUGCGAGAACUGCUUAAACUGUGAAAAACGAUGUUAACCGGAUUGUCGUCAAAUUGGGAAUGAUUCACUUCCUAACAAACGACUGCGCAGUAACAUAACGUCUAAUUUUGGACGUUACGUUUGGCGUUAAAUAUGCCUAUCCGAGCACGGUGUAUAAUUUGUGCUGAUUUCUUCGAUCACUCCAAAGAUGUCGCUGCCAUACACUGCGGACACACUUUCCACUAUGACUGUAUUAUCCAGUGGUUUCAGACAGCACCAACAAAAACCUGUCCACAGUGCAGGAAACAGGUCAGCACCAAACACAUAAUCAGCAAGCUCUUCUUCGAUGUUGGUGAGGAGGAGGAGGUUCGCUUAGACCCUGAAAGUCUUCAGAAUGAGCUGGAUCGAUUGAAGGCACAUCUGAGCUCCAAAGAGCGAGACUGGCGGGACAAACAGAAAGUGAUGGACACUUUGAAAGAAAUGGUGGACAAGCAGAAAAAGGACCUGGACAGGGGAAAGCGGGAGAUCAUGGAAAAGGAGGGUCUCUGUUCUACUCUUAAAAAGCAGAUGGUGUAUUUGGAGACACAACAGAAGAAUGCCCAGUCUGCCAGAGAGGAGGCCCAGAGACUCAGAACCAAAAUGAAAACCUUUGAAAGUUUGGACAUGUUGCUGCGGGGUCAGAGAGACGAAGUGGAGUCCAUGGUCAGAGAUAUGGGCGUCAGCCAUGCAGCAGUGGAGCAGCUCUCCAUCUACUGCAUCUCCUUGAAAAAGGAGUACGACAACCUGAAAGGAAGCCUUAAAUCGUCACAUGACCUGUGUGAGAAGCUAAAAAGAGAAGUGCUCUCCUCCAACAACAAGUUGCAGAAAGCUUCAGUUGAGGUGAAUCAAAGUAAGGACGACAUGAAGGCUCUGCAAAAUGAUCUGACCAGCGCUGACAAGGAAAUCUCAAGUCUAAAGAAGAAAGUAGAGUUCCUUCAGAAGACCCUGACCACACCAACCCGAACAAACGAAGCCCUCAGCCGUCUCAUCUUUGAAAGUCCCGCUCCUCUAGAACUGAAGCAGCCACGUCUGCACCAGCAAGCUGACAGUCAGGACAUAGAUCUGAACAUGACCUAUGACAUCUCAACACCAGAGGAUGUGGCCAAGAGGCGGGUUUCCUCCAAGAAGAUGCGUCUCGACCCUCCAGCGACAACCACGUCCAAACCCAGAGACAAGAGUGCAACAGCCAAUAAGACUCACCAGGACGAUGGAUCCAUGGACACGUUCUUGAAGAAUUCUCUUCUGUUCAGAAAGAAAACCUUUGGCAGCAUGCUGGAUCCUCAGCGGAAACCUGGAGUUGUGAGAACUGGUUAUGAUGGAUUAGGAGGUCGAACCAAAUUCAUCCAGCCUUCUCCUCUGGCAGAGAUCCGCCCAUUGAUAAAAGCUAAGAGGAAAAAGGUGACGCGGCCUCCACCUAGAGCUGAAACCUGUCUGACACUUGACAGCUUUCUGGAGUGAACUUCAGCUGCACCUCCUCAGGGUGAAGUCUGAAGACUGUUGCUGACACACUGGUGACAAAAACAAACCUGCUGGAUAAUUUUUUAAUUUUUGGUCUUGAUUGGAUGUUGACUGUUACAGCUACUGUGUCUCUGUUUGGAACUUGUUUGAACAUCUGAAUGCUUCACACACACCAGUGACUUUUUGCCGAAUAUUAAGAAACUGUCUCUCUGAUGAUGAGGCUGCCUGGUGUGAUAUAAAUGUAUAUAAUUUAUUUAAAUAGCACCAAAUCAUCAUGUGGAAAUAUUUUUAGUUGUAUUAGACUGUGGUGUUGUAAACCCCAAUUAAAAACAAUAAACUUGACUUUUUAACUAAUGUGAAUGUGGAGCUGUGCCUUUUUCAACCUGAAACAGUUCCUUGCCUAUUCCUGUAGAGGGCAGUGUUGUCUCAGUUGACCUGUUUCUGUAAAGAAAUGUGCAUUACUGUACUGUGUUCUGUUAUUUAAGAUAACAGUUUCAGUUGAUGUGGUGCACCAGACCAUUUCAGUUGGUAAUGGUAUUUUGCAAUUCCUACAAAUAAUGGAUCAUUGCAUUUGGUCAUAAUUUUUCAGAAAAAAAAAAGAAUAAAUUUGUAUUGUGAAAACUUGUGAAAUGUAUCAUGAGUUGAGUGUAGUGUUACUGACCUAAACUACAUGCAAACAAAUAAAGCAUGAAUGAAUGAGUUUCAUUCUUGCUAUCAUUUUACAUUUCCUAUCCUGAAAGAUAAUUAAUAUGCCAUAUAUUUAUUCUACCUCAAGCACUCGAUGAAAUCCUGUGGGGUGUUCAGAAGUGAAUAUUUCCUGUGAGUUAGUGAAAAUUUCAAAUUUCCUGCAGAACUAAAUCAGCAGCAACAGUAACAGAAGGGUGAUGUAUAUGAAAGAAGAAUAGACUUUAUCUGCAUAAUGUUUUUUACACUGGAUGCUGACUUCCUCACACAACCUAACCUGGUCUUACAGGCGUCCAAUGUUGAUUUUGGUGAUUGUUAACUGAAGGAAAAGAAAACCACAAACACAUAAACAACCCUUCAAAAACAUUCAUGUUCAGUCGACACAUAAUCCAUGCAGUGCGUUUGGAAAUUUAGCGAACAUCCUUUCUUCACUGGGGAGAGAUUCCACACACUUUUCUCCAAGGAGAGUAAAAAUAAUAAGGACUGAAGCUGCACGAUGUAACCCACAUCUACUGUCACUGUGUGGUCAAUAUGCUGAUGGACAUAUGAGCAGUGCUUGAUCUCUCUCUCUGAUAAAGAGUGUACAUGUCAUAAUCUGUGCAUAAACCCCCUGCAUCUUACUGUGCUUGGCCAAUCAGAUGUGACCUUACUGAUCCAUAAACCCACUCUAUGCAAGUAAUCAAGGUAGGGGGUGGAGCACAGAGAGAGAGAGAGAGGUUUGCAGUUUCAUGGGAUGAACAAGUGAAGCAGAGUAAAGGACGGAUGUAGAGCCUGUGAAUAUCAGUAAUUUCAGGUGAUAUGACAAAAAUACAGGAAGUAUAAAGAAGCUGGAUGGAGAACCUUUCGAAGAUCUACCAGAGACAGGAAGUGCUCUGUUGGUUUGGGUCCAAGGAAACAUCAGAUACCGUUGUCCUGACAGUCCUGGGGUUUCAGUUGCAAGCUCUAAAUUCCAUGUGUGUCAUAUGACCUAAGCUGUCCAGUGAAGGCCAGAGCAUGUUGUAUAUAUCAGUUUCACUUCACAGAUUUCUGCAAAGACAUGACCCAGGUUUGCUGAUGAUCCAGAUAUCAACACACACAGAGUCUAAGCAUGUUCACCCUCCCAGUUCAGUUCCAUAUGUAUUUCCUCAUCUCUUGCUUCACAGAUAUGUUAACAUCAUGUUCUAUAGGAGAGGACCUGGCAUUGGCAACAAAGAUUAAAAAAAGACAAGUGCUGCAUUCACAGUCCUUUUCCUGACUUCCACCCUGCAGUGACAACAGUUCAGUCUGCAGCCUCAGAGAAUAUGUUGAAUUCACAGCCGGCCAUGAGAAAUCAAUUCAUCAGCAUUCGGCAAAAUCAAUACACAAGAUUUUAGGUUUUGUUUUUCACUAGAAACUAUCAGAUGCAUGUAGAGAAAGGUCAAUAUAAGUUUGCCGUCUCUCAUUUCUCAUUUUGUCAUUUCACUCAUGACGUGCACUGAAGGUAAAAAAAAAACGUCAGUCAUUUUCACACCCUAAAAAUAUAAUCGUCCAAUUCCUUGACUCAUGACUCAUUCUGAUAAACUUCAUCCUGAUUCUUGUUCUGAUUCUUCUGAUUCUUCUGGUGGAUGUACAAAUAUAUGAAGCAAAAAAAUAAGAAACUAAUAUUUCAAAUUUUGACCUUAAUCGAAACAUUUACCGUAAUAGUCAGAAUAUAAGUGUGUUUGAGUAUAAAUCGCAGGAAAGCAAGGUUUACUAUUGCUAUUUAUUACAGGUGACGUAUCAUUCUUCUCCCUCAAAUUUCCUAUGGUACCUGAACGCCCCUUGUUAUGGACACGUUUUACAACAUCAUACAAACGUUGUACAAGUUAUUUCAACACUGUUUCUAUUUAUUUUCCUAUAAAACACUCCAAACAUAAUGACCUGUUCUGCAGGUUUAGUUCGUUUUUUUCAGAACUUUCAAACCCAUUAACGCAGCCACGUGUACCUGUCACACUCUGUGCCCAUGGGCCUCAGACCUGUCAGUGGUGAAGCUCACCGCACGUCACUGCCUCGCCUGCCUCCACUGACUGCACGUCACUGCUGCCAGAAGACCGUUAAAGUCGUGGUUUUACGUGACGUCCAAACUACGCUGAUUUAUGCUGGGAUUCUCAUUUUUCUGCUUCAUACAAAUUAAAUUAUGAAACUUUAUUUUGGUCCUCAACACACAACACUGUUCUGGUCAGCACUCAGAGAGUUAGUAAUAUUUUAAUUAUUGCACCUGUUAAGUGAAUUACUCUACACUGAAGAUGUGACUGGUGUCACACGAUGACUGACCCACUCCUCGUGUCACUCGUCCAUGUAACAGAGUUUUAAGUUCAAAUGAUAACAACCCAUUGGUCGUCACAAAUAUCCACAUGCUUCAUAUUUUCCUCAUAUCGUGCAGCCCUAACGCCAACCCUUCACCAGUCUAAUGUACGGAUCAAGAUGUUGGGAAACCUCAUCAUCUUUACAGUCUGAGUGUGUGAUAUGGUAAAGAAUCAGUU